This is a messenger RNA of Siniperca chuatsi (mandarin fish), 4968 nucleotides long. RefSeq lists its product as uncharacterized. The transcript has 4 exons. The record is from RefSeq and is a predicted model, not a curated record. Lineage: Eukaryota; Metazoa; Chordata; Actinopteri; Centrarchiformes; Sinipercidae. Gene Ontology annotation, molecular function: protein binding. Bases 1241 to 2617 code for a protein of 458 amino acids.
UUAUCCAUCGUCACCUAAAAUGUAGUUUUGCUGCAGUGUAAAUUUUAUUUAAAAUGUUCCACAACAGGCUACAAACAAAAAAACUUUGAUAUGUUGGAAUUUACAGUGUUUAAUGGUACUUGUGGUCCCUGAUGCACCACUGGCAGUUAUCCUGCUGAAGUACCUUUAACAUUAAAUACAGCUGAUACAGUUUCAGGUGUAGAGAUUGAAUGCAGCAACAUAAAGAGAAUUAAACACAGAGGAAUAGAAGGAAACAGUGUUUGUACAGUCAAGCUGUUUUCUUUUACAUGAGUACACAACACUGUGCAGGUUAUGACACAGUUCAUUGAGUACACGCCGUACACUGCAUUUAAAGAUCCUUAUUUACAGUCUAGACACACACAAUAAACCCGUUGGUCUGUAUUACAGGCAUCAACUGUGAACUGGCUGCUUACAUGUCCAACACGUGAAAGAAAGGAAAUUAAUGUAAAAUAAAUGAAUGUGGAAAGAAAGAAAAUAUUGGUAAUAAUAUAAUACAAUGUUAGGUUUGGCAGUACAGUUUCCAUAUUGCGUACCUUGUAAUUCAUGUAUGUGGAAUUCACCUAAAAGUAUUAAUCAUAUAGUUUGAAGGGUCAGGAAGCAACAAUGUUUUUGUUAAUUAAAGGUCAACUUUGCCAAUUCAACAUGAAGACUAGUAAAAUAUUACCGUGACGGUCAAACGUGCCAGAAACAAAGAUAAUCCCAUUUUUGUUCAUACAAGCUGCAGAGCUUUACUGGAGUAUGAUCAUUGUUUUAGAGAAUGAUAUUUUUAAAAUGUUAAAAUAUAAUAAAGUAAAUGGGACGAGAGAAAGGAAAAGACAAAAAUAAAAUAAAUACAAUAACUAAAGUCAAAUUCUAGAUGUUUCCAAAAAUGCAUAUAAAGCCUAACAUUUAAUUAAUUAAAAUAUUAAACUGACUUAUUAUUAUCAUUUAUAUGUUAUUGUUAUUUGUAUUGUUAUUUUUUGAUAGAAGAAGAAGAAGAAGAAACGUCAUCACAGCGCGACGGCUUCAAAACGGGUGCAGCGCAUAAACAUCAGCUAGCGGUGCCUGCGGUGAUCAUAUCCGCUUAAAAAACAGCGAUGAAUUAACAUUUACAUUUAAAUCACACACAGUGGAUGUUGUUGUAGCUUUAGUCUUAAUGCACCGCUGUUAUUCUACCCGCUUUCUGCUCUCUUGAAGCGGUCUGAGCUUUAGCUUUUAGCCGUGAAAUGCUAGUUUACUGAUGGAGAAGCUGCAGCAACUUCCUCCUGAAGUUUGGGUCUACGUGUUCAGCUACCUGACCACGGAGGAGAAGCACACGGUCCGCACCUGCUGCAGGUACCUGAAGAAGCUCAUCGACCACCCGUCCCUGUGGAAGGCCGACACGGUGGUGCUGUCCGACCUCCGCCGCUACACCUACGGCUUCUGGGACACCCUGCAGCACCGCAAGCUCACCCGGGUGGCGGUGCGACACCUGCGGCGCAAAGAGUGGCGGCGGCUCGUCAAGUUCCUGCCGUCCCUCACCGCCAUCGUGUUCGUGGACGGAGGGCGGCUGUACAAGGAGAAAUACCUGGACAACCUGUCGCGGUUCCCCGAUUUGAGGGACUUUGGGGUGCGGAACGCCACCUGGGACGAGCCGAUGCUGGGCCGGAGCUUGGGCGAGCAGCUGCGGGAGCGGAUGACUCACCUGAGCGUGUGUAACGUCCGGCUGCCCUGCACGGUGGACUUUAUUAACACCGUGUCGCACCUGGUCAACCUGCGGUACCUGCUGUUCCAUCAGCAGGGGGAGGGCUACGGGCUGGACACGGUGAGGCCGGUGCCCUGCAGCGUCUUCCACAACCUGCUGCUGAACCUGCAGAAGCUGAAGCACCUGUCCUGGGGGAUGAGGGGGGAGCCGCCCGAGCCCCUGCCUGAUGACUACCUCAGCCCCCCGGACCCGGAGCAGCCAGUAGGAGCAUCCCGGUACGGCGGCCCGGCGCUGACCAGUCUGGAGCUGGUGGAUUACCCAGAAACCAUCCUGCCAGAGAACGCACUGAGGAGUCUGACCUCGCUCAGGUCGCUGACUGUCCGCUACAGGUACAUCAGAGAGGGCAUCGAGUGUCGCCUCAGGUCCUGGCUGGAUCCUCUCCAACAGCUGGAGACGCUCACCAUCAUCGGUGGUAAUUCUCUCGCUGCCUAUACGACCACCAUCCCGUCCAGUGUGACCAGGCUGACCCUGCGUGUUGCCAUAACUCUGAAAGACAUGGACUCCAUCGCGCCUAAAGUCCCGGCACUCGAGCACCUCGACAUCGAGCAGAACCGCUCCAGCGGCAGCCUCUGCAGACGGAUCCCCAUGCUGUUUCCUCAGCUCAAGACGCUCCGGAUACGGUUUUUCCGUAGAGAACCAGAGAAAGACCUGCUGAGCCUCCACCGGCUGCGACACCUGGUGCGGCUGGAGCUGCUGGUGGAGCGCUCGUUCAUCCUGAGAGAUUACCUGAACGGUCACCCCUGGCCCAGCCCCUGCGUGCAGGAGCUCAUCAACGAGCUCCGAGAGCUGUCCGAGAACAGGAUCACCGUCAUCACGACGAUGCGCCAGAGAAACCAGCUGCGGGAGUGUGACUGUGUGUGGGAGGGGGACUGAGGAGGGGGAGAUAAGAAAACUGAGAGAGUAAAUUUAUUUUCCUCCUGAAGCAAGAAGAAGACAGAGUCACCACACAGAGUCGGGAACAGAAGCAGUAAAUCGAAAAAAUAUCAAAAACCUGAGGAGACUACUGCCAUUGAUGAUAACAGGUGGUGCCACUUUUCUUCUGAAAUAAAAGGUAUUAAGAGAGCCAUAAAUUAGGCUACUGAAGGUGUGUAUAUAUAUAUAUAUAUAUAUAUAUAUACACCUUCAGUAGCCAACUUUUUGGCUUGAAAAUGAAGCACUGAAGUCCACCAGCGACCCCAGAUUCCAGGGUGAAUAUGAGUAGUUUAGCAAAAUGAAUCCACCAAAGUUUUAUCGAGAAAGAGAUACAGUGAACAAACUAACGUAAUCCGCUAAUCAAAUAAUAGUCGAGUCUCAAUUAAUAGCCAUAAGCAUGACCAGCACGAAAAAAUGAAGGAUGGUUGCAACAGCUCACGUUAACGCAGCAAAAAGUUCUCUAUCCUCCCUCUGAUUUAUGGGCUUUUAAUGUGAAGCAUCUGCAGGAAAUAACAAUUGAGAGAAACGUUAAAUACUCAAAUACUGGAAUUAAUUGGUGAAUCAAACUAGAAUUUAUGUUUAAAAAGAGCAACAGAGUGGUGAAUUUAACAUUAGUGCUGUGAAAAUGUACAUUAUACUUAAUUUAUCAUGACGGCAGAUAAACGUGGAGGACGUUUAGAGUUUCCAUUAAGCAGGAAAUGGGGGCAUUUAGAAAUAAAAGUCUGUCUCUAAUAUAAGCCUGUCUCAGAUAAAGGCCUGGUAUUAGUCUAGUAUUCUUAAAUGAAAAACAGUAAGACUUAGUCAGUUGUCGGGAGAUCAGGGUAGCCCAUCUUAUUUUUCUACUUGAUAUGAAUCUGCAUCUUUAGGCUGCAGCUGCUCACUUUGGAAGCCUAUAGAGGACUAUAUUAAAACUUGAAAAUGUUCAUCCACAAUAGCAUUAUAAUGUUCCACGUGUUAUUUGAGUAAAAAUGAAAAUGAAAUAAUCCAAUUUUAAUUUUCACACACUCGUAUGGAUGUUCCAUGACCAUAAUAAAAUGAAAAUUAAGUUAUUUUAUAAUCAAUUUUAAAUAUAAUAUAUAUGUAUAAAAUCUCACAAAUAAAAUCUACCUAUAAAACAAUGUUUUCCCCAAUUAUUUCAGGUGGCGAAUUGAAAAAUCAAAGUUACUUUUUUGUUUCAUCCAAAAAAGUACAGAUUCUAAGGCUGCAACUAACGAUUGUUUUCAUUAUCAAUCAAUCUACCAGUUCUUUUCUUGAUUAAUCUCUUGGUCUGUAAUCUCUAUAAACAGAUAUCUGCCUAAUAAUGCAGAAUCUGUAGGCAAGGGACAAGAUUUUGGUAUUGGAAGCGUUUUGGUUUCCGUUUGUAGUACAUUUGUAGUCUGAGUAGUAUUGAUCAAUCAUGUUUGAGCGGGCUCUGGUUGCAUGCAGGUAAACAGUCUGUGUGGAGAGCAAAAGAGGCGAAACGCAUUAGCCGAAACGCAGUCUCCGAAUCCAUCGGCUAUUGUCUGACUGCAGUUUAGCUUUUUAAUCAAUCUCAUAAUUAGCAUUUUUAAAUUAAUCUGCAUUCAAAUCGUCGAUAGCCGAUGGGUUCCGAGAUUGCUAAUCGACCUGUAAACAAUGACCGCCGCACGGAAGAGGAAGCCUUGGCCCCGAUUUCUGUUAUCCAGAUAUCCGCUGGCUAUACCGGAAGCUCCGAAACAUUGGCCGUUACCCUCAGAGGCUAAAUUGUCGCCAGACGAUAGCCAAUGGCUUCUGAGAUUGCUUGGUCUGUAACACUGUCAGAUUUCCUAAAGCCUCAGUCGAUGUCUUCAAAUAGCUUGUUUUGUUCAACCAACAGUCCAAAAACACAACAGUAUUCAGUUUACUAUGAUGUAAGAUGAGGGAAAGCAGCAAAUAUUCACAUUUGAGAAGUUGGAACCAACAAAAUGUUUGCAGUCAGUCUUUCAAGAAUGUUACACAAUAAUAUUUCUGUUUUCUUUCAAAUCAUUAAAAUGGAAAAGAACAGGAAAGUCGGUACAAGAAGCUAGUUCAAUGUUACCACAGAGUAUUUACUGUGAGGUUAAAAAUGACAUGAAUGAUUAAUAUUAUGGUUUUAAUUUUUUGCUCCAAACUGAUUAUAGUUUAUGAUGCUGGAAGUUAGCAGCCCACUUUUGUGAAGUUUGGGAUGUAAUGAGCAGAUUUUCAUGAAAAUGCUGUUUUCAGGCACAGGUGGUGGGACCUUUGAAUUUUUUUAAAAAUUGUAUUUAUUUUUUUCUGUCAGAGAGACUGUCAGACAACCGCACUGUUUCUUUCUCAAUAAACGGACCCAAACUAGA